This is a messenger RNA of Caenorhabditis auriculariae, 1263 nucleotides long. NCBI's taxonomy places the organism in Eukaryota, Metazoa, Nematoda, Chromadorea, Rhabditida, Rhabditidae. The record is from the annotation of a GenBank genome assembly.
AUGGAGGGGUUGGAGGUGGUUCCAGCGGGCGAAGACUUCCGAGACGCCGUCCACGACUUUCUUCUCGAUCAUUUCCGAGUUACUGAGCCCAUCACCGGUGCUCUAGGUUUGUUCUGCUCCAGUUCAGCUUUCGCUUAAUUUUCUUCACGCUUUCAAUUUUUCCAACACGAAUAGCAUUUUCCCAAAUAUCACGAAAUAUAGGCCCAGGAAGUUUGAAGUAACAGCUUCACGACGAGAUCCUUCACAGGAAAUCGAAACUGUUGGGUAUUCUCAUUCAAUACCCAGAGAUCCAAAUAGUCUGACGUGUCUGCGCUCUCUCUUCUGUCAGCGGCAAAGUCACAAAAAGAUCAAAGUAACAAAUGACCAACAAAAGCCGGUAAAGGGAAGAAAAGAAGAUUUUUUCAUGAAAAAGUUUUCAUCGAUUGACACCCUAAUAAUUUCGCAACGAUGUCCAGGCUGUUCUCGAGAAGACGUCUUCGACUUUUUCCUGGACCUCCGUGACGUCGCCUUCAACAAUCCCGAAGUCUCAAUGUUAGUAUUAGAUGGAACGGUAUGUACUCUUCAAUGUGAAUGUUUUAUGCCUAAAUCAUCAGACAUUAGCUGCAAUUUGCCUCAACUCCAUAAAAGAGUACCCGGAAGUAGAAUCAACAAUACCUUGGAAGUUUGACCCCAACAAAGACUACGCCGAAGGUUUCUCUGAACUGUGUUCCGAAACAAACGAAGACCUUGUAGAAAUCUCCCAAGGACCAUACAAGUCCGAAAACGCCAACAGAUUGAGCGUCUUCAUCGAUACGGUAGAAGAAGAUCUGCAGAUAUUGACAAACGGAGCCAAGAGAAUUUUCAAAAUCGACGUUUUAUGUGUGAGCAGAGAUUAUCAAAAGUGAGAGUCAAAGAACUAUCGUUGAAUAAAAUGGAUUUUAGAAGAGGAAUCGGGAAAUGGUUAGUCGAAGAAAGUCUGAGAAGAGCCGCCGCCGCCGGAUGCGAAUACCUGGCCUCAACUGGAAGCGCCGUCGGUUCUCAGGCCAUUUUCACCAAGGUAAGUCUCCGAAAAGACAUUAAUGCUCAAAUCGAUUACUUUAGCUUGGUUUUGAAACCCUGCGCGAAUUGCCUUUCUCAUGUUUCCGAGAAAACGGCCAAGAAGUCUUUCGAAAUUUGGCAGACGGCGGUCGAAGUGGCAAACUUAUGGGUGUUCGACUUCAAUCUCACGACCAAAAUGGUUCAAAAAACGUGCUCGACCAAGCAGAAGAAGAAGAUUUGAGAUAG